This is a messenger RNA of Triplophysa rosa, 3756 nucleotides long. It is a transcript of the gene raver1, whose product is annotated as ribonucleoprotein, PTB-binding 1. The transcript is spliced from 14 exons. The record is from RefSeq and is a predicted model, not a curated record. Gene Ontology annotation, molecular function: mRNA binding. Gene Ontology annotation, cellular component: cytosol. The coding region runs from base 37 to 2202 and encodes 721 amino acids. NCBI's taxonomy places the organism in Eukaryota, Metazoa, Chordata, Actinopteri, Cypriniformes, Nemacheilidae.
ACGAGCACUCCGAGCGCACGAACUUCAACACGAGACAUGGCGGCCGCAGUGUCCGAUAGCUCAGCUGCUAGAGACGACAAAUCUUACACUGGUGCCAAUUUCGCUAGAAAUCCGCUCUUCAAUAGUUACGAGCAAGCAGCCGAACCUGAAAACUGUUUCGAUGGGGACACCGGCGACGUGGGUUCACCGACAGGUAGCGACUGUGUGCGACGGGCUGAUGAUGAGGUGACGGCCCUCACUCCAGAAGAGAUCGCGAGCCGUUUGGAAAGAACCAGAAGAGAGUUUUACAAUCGCCGCAAAAUCAUCAUCAAGAACCUCCCCGCCGAUAUUAGCAACCAGGAAGUGCAUGAGCUGUUAAGCAAUUAUGAUUUGAAGUACUGCUUUGUGGACAAGUACAAAGGGACAGCCUUUGUGACGCUGCUGAAUGGCGAGCAGGCCCAGUUCGCGAUUAAGGAAUUUCACCAAUACGUGCUCCGUGACCGCGAGAUCUCUGUACAGCUGCAGCCGACGGACGCUUUGCUAUGCAUUGCCAACCUACCCAGGGCUUUCACCCAGCAACAGUUCGAAGAGCUCGUCCGGCCCUUCGGAAACAUCGAGCGAUGCUUCCUGGUGCACAGUGCCACCACAGGCCACUCCAAGGGCUAUGGCUUUGUGGAGUACAUGAAGAAGGACUCUGCCGCGAGGGCCAAGUCGGAGCUGCUGGGGAAACAGCUUGGGUCUCGCAUGCUAUACGUUCACUGGACUGAAGUUGGCUCUCUCACUUACCCCAUGCUGCACGCGCGCUGUCUCUGUGUGGACCGUCUACCUCAAACCAUCCUCACCGCUCAGGAUCUCCGCAAUGUGCUGGCUGACACGCACAUGCCCAUUUUCUGCCAGCUUGCUCAGGGCCAAGAUGCUAGUUUUCGCCGGUUUGCAAUGCUGGAGUUCUCCACACCCGAGAUGGCCGAGGAAGCCCAUCGUCUGACUGACGGAAGAGUUUUGGGUGGCACUCACAUACGGGUGUCCUUCUGUGCCCCUGGACCACCGGGAAGAAGUAUGCUAGCGGCCCUCAUCGCUGCCCAGACCAUGGCUUUGAACAGAGGGAAAGGUCUUCUUCCUGAACCCAAUGCUAUGCAGAUUCUUACCGGCCUCAAUAACCCUGCAACACUAAAGAUGCUACUGGCGUCUCUCAACCCUGGACAUAAACAAGGUCUUUUGGGAGCCGCACCCUCAGUACCGCUGCUGGGUAACCCCGCCCUCUCUGCUGCCCUCAUGCAGAUCCUGCUACAGAACCAAGUCCAACAGGCUGGAUUGCUGAGUGAAAGUCCUCUCGCCUCGCUUUCCCUCCAACAAGGCAUUAACCUGCUGGGAGAGUUACCUCAAGGUGGUAUUGCUUCAAGUUUGGGCUUGCAGAAUGAGCCUAUUGGACCCAUCAAACAACCAUCCCUGGGCCAAACGUUGGGGAGAGAAACUGAGACGCCAGCCACUCCCAUUGGUUUUCCUCCAACGCCUUCUCCUUCUUUGCAGGGAAUUAACAUGCCCCUAUUGGGUGGUAUGUUAGGAACAGACGGGCAAACUCUUCCAGGGGUUUCUAUAUUGGGUGAGCCUCCUAAAGAAAUUUGUGUAUCCCAGAACCCCUUUCUCACUGCUCCCAGCAUAUUCCCAUCUUCAGGUGCCAGUACCAGAGCCCAUCCCUACAGGAAAAGGACAGGGCCAGGCAACGCAUCCAACCAGCGCGCGAACCACAGCAUCCACUCAAAUUACAGCCUGCGCUUCCAGGACUCCUACACGCCAGAGUAUCCUCCUCUGCACCAGGACCCCUUGUCUCACCUGUAUGAGCAGCAGGACGCGUUGGAGAAUGCAGCACUUUCUAGCUAUGGUGUGCAGCAGUCCGGACAUGCAGGUUUCAUUGAUUCAGGAUCUCCUUUCAACUACGCACCCAGCCCUCCUCAGUCAUCUUAUUUUGGUUUUGGGGCUCCAGCAAACGUCCCCUCCACACAGCUCAAUAAGGCCGUCGGAAUGCCUCUAGUGACUCAUUCCAGCCUAUUUUCUGCUGCACCUGGUGCUGGAAUGAAGACUCCCAUUGGAGGGCAUAAGCGUCUGUUCUCCCGUCUCAUCCCAUCUCCAGAGCCCAGUCCGGAGGGUGGUUAUGUUGGUCAGCACUCUCAGGGUCUCGGCGGGCACUACGCCGACUCCUACCUGAAACGCAAGCGCAUCUUUUAACCAUCGAUCGGGGACUUCCUCUAAAACGCAGCUUUCAAAGAGGAUGGCACCUACUUAAUACUACCUUUUAAGUGUGUGUGAGGGCGGUAUGAGAGUGGGUCACCUGGGCAAAAAAAUGCAAACAAGUGGAAGACCCUGAAGCUCAGAUCAGUCAUGUCAGCGAUUGGAUGAUUGUUUUUUGUGUGUUAUUUCAAUGUGUAUGUAAAUAGUUUUAUUUUAUUUGCUUUUUAAAAUUUUAUUUUACGUUUUUUUUUUUUUUCACCCAAAGAUGCAACAGAUAAUGAAAGGUAAGGACUCCUUCCCACCUGUUGGUCCUGUUUUGUAGCUUUUUUUUAUUUGGUUUAUUUUGAUUUAAGCAGGACGGUAGUUUUUUUCAGCGACGCUUCUGGUAAGUUGUGUAUAUAGUUGUUCAAUGUCUAGAAUAGCUCCCCCCACUACAAACGUUUCUACUCACAAACCAGUGCCAAGCCCAAUACGAUUAUGACUCGUUGGGGGAGCUCUUAUGCCGGGUUGGUUUUAGUCUCUUCUCAAAUUAUUUUUCCCCCCACAAUGCACCAUUCUUGUUGCACUAUUUUCCAUCCCUCCAUCUUAAUACGGAGUCAGGGUUUCCCGAGAAUGUUUAGUGUUGCACUUGGAGGAUAUGCGUCAUCCAUCCUCACCUCUUAAUGGUUUCACGCCUGUUCUUGUUUUUUAUUUCUGCUUUCCCACCUCACUUUAGUUAGUAUCUCCGCUGUCACACGUGAAGGCCCAGCUGGUUGGAGAUUGCGUGUGUGGGGUGUAUCCUCCACACAUCAGGCUCCACGCAGAGAACUGCUGAAAGCACAGUAUGCCUGCUGUUGCUUCUGUACUCCCCACACGAUGUCACGUUUAUUUUUCAGUGCCUUUCCUCUGCAGACCAACAGAGGGAGCCAGUUUGCUUUUAAGGUGGAACUGCUUCAUGAUGACCGCCCAUUUUUUCUUUUUAAUGAAGCGAGAGCCGACAGUCUGAAGCAGGCCGGACCUGUGCCCUAGCGUGACAUUCAUUUUACCGUAGUAACUGUGACUACCGUUCCCCUCGCCUUGGAGGACCAAACGGCUUCUGCAGAAUGAAAUGUUAUUUAGCUUGUGAUUUAGUUGUUCUGUAGGACUUUGUUAUUAAUCUGGUUGAUCAUUUUGAUUUGUGAUAACACAUUACCUCUGACUUCGUACAGCGGUUUACAAUGGUACCCGGAGUUAGUCGUGUGCCUUAACAAGGCUGUGUUUACUGUGAGCCUCAACAACAUUUACCUUUAUUUUGCUGUGUACAUGCUUGAUUUCUAUUUCUUCUGGAGUCCCGAUCUCGUGUUACAUUUAGUCUGCAAUGAUGUCGAUGAUGCUGCUUUACAUUUUGUGUGUGUCUGAGUGAGAUUGUGCGGUGUCUUGUAAUCGAUUUUUCUUGUGUGACACGUGGCAGGAGCUACUGCUGUGUAAAAUGAACUGAUUAUUCACCUGUUAAAUGACCUCUUCAAUCAUUCUUUCCUUUGCUCUACUGCUCUGUUUUGUGACAUUUGAACAAGUAAAUGUUAUUUAAGUUCA